Lymnaea stagnalis (great pond snail) is the source of this 19978-nucleotide messenger RNA. The record is from the annotation of a GenBank genome assembly. NCBI's taxonomy places the organism in Eukaryota, Metazoa, Mollusca, Gastropoda, Lymnaeidae.
UUACUUGUGACUUCAGUCGUGUGAUAGGUGAUACCCAGUCUCCAUCGCCGAUUUUCUCAUUAGCCAUAUUUAGAAAAGUUCUUGAUUCGCCUGGAUCAAAUUUUACACCCAUAAUGUCUUCAAGUAAAUUUGGGUUUUAUCCGGUAGGAAUGUCCUUUCACCAAAUGAGUACAUUUAAACUUAGCAUUGGUAAACGAGCGUGUAUGGCACUUUGUUCAUUAAUUUCAAUAGAUUCUACAUUGGUCAGUUAAAUGUUUCCUCAUCUAAACAUGUUUUCUUUUUUUUUUUUUUUUUAAAACUCAAUCCCGUCUCCAAUGUUCAGCGAAAUCAAUCAAGGCAGUAUACUCAUCUUAUAUGUUAAUCGAACUCAAUCCAGGCAGUACUUAAUCAAAAAUGUUUUACGAACUUAAUCCAUGCAGUAUAUCAAUCUAAGCUGUUACUUGAACUCAAUCCAAUAUUUUUCUAAUUUGUUCCUUUAAAUCAAUGCAGACAGUGUAUCCAUCUGAUUUUUAAAAAAUGAGAUUAAUCCAGGAGUAUAUUUAUAUAAGUUUUCUCAAACUUAAUAUAGGCAGAAUAUCUAUCUUAUUGGUUCCUCCAACGCAAUCAAAGCAGAAUGUCCAUUUAAGAUGUUUCUCCAGCUUAAUUCAGGCAGAAUAUCCAUCUGCGUUGAUCCUCAAAACCAAUCCAGCAGAAUAUCCAUCUAAGUUUAUCAACGAGCUUAAUUCAGGCAGUAUAGCCAUCAAAGUUGUUCCCCCAACUCAAUACGGCAAAAUACCCAUGCAAUUUGUUCCUCCAAGUACAUCCAAGCAGUUUGUUCUUUGGAUUUAAUCCAUGAAUGUUACUAAUCUAAGAUAUUCCUUCAACUCCAUAAAGGCAGUAUAUUGAAUUAAGUUUUUCUUCAAUCUUAAUCCAUGCAAUAUAUCCAUCCAAAUUAUUCCUCCAAAACAAUCAAGGCACUAUAUCCAUCUAAGUUGUUCCAUAAACUCAAUUCAGACAAUAUAUCUGAUACUGAUAUGUCUAAGUUGUUUCUCAAAAUCAUUUCCGAAGGUAUAUCCAUAUAAAUGGUUUCUCCAACUCCAUCCAUGUUGUACAUUCAUCAAAGGUUUUCCUUCAAUUAAAUGAUCCAUGCAGUAUGGCCAUCUAAGAUGUUCCUCUAACUCAAUCCAUGCAGUAUGGCCAUCUAAGAUGUUCCUCUAACUCAAUCCAUGCAGUAUGGCCAUCUAAGAUGUUCCUCUAACUCAAUCCAUGCAGUAUGGCCAUCUAAGAUGUUCCUCUAACUCAAUCCAUGCAGUAUGGCCAUCUAAGAUGUUCCUCUAACUCAACCCAGGUAGUACAUACAUCUGAGUGGUUCCUCCUGCUAAAUUCAGGUAGUAUAACCAUCUCCGUUGUUUGUUCCUCCAACGUAAUCCAUUCAGUAUAACCAUCUAAGUUGUUCCUCGUAAUUAAUCCAGUCAGUCUAUCUAUUUAAGUUGUUCCUUUAAGGAAAUCAAGGCAGUACACCAAUCUAAGAUGUUCGUCUAAUUCAAUCAAAUAGGUAUAUCCAUCUAAGAUAUUCCUCCUAAUUAAUCCAGUCAGUAUACCAAUCUAAGUCGUUCCUCUAACUAAAUCAAGGAGUACAAUCAUCUAAGAUGUGCCUCUAAUUCCAUCUAGUCAGUUAAACCAUUUUAGUUUUCCGCCUCCUCAAUCCAGGUAGUAAUCCACCUAAGAUAUUCUUCCUACGCAAUCCAGCAGUAUACCCGUGAGGUGAUUAUCCAAUAAGAUGUUCCUCUAACUCAAUCCAUCUAAGAUUUUCCUCCUACUCAAUUCAGGCAGUAUAACAAUCUAAGUUAUUCGUACUACUCAAUCCAGUCAUCAUACCCAACUCAGUUGUUUCUUUAACUCAUCCAGACACUUACCCAUUUAAGAUAUUCCUCUAACUCAAUCAAGGCAGUAUACCCAUCUAAUAUAUUCCUCUAACUCAAUCCAGGCAAUAACCCAUCUAAGAUGUUCCUCCUACUUAAUCUAGCAAUAGCCCAUCUAAGAUGUUCUUCCUACUUAAUCCAGGCAAUAACCCAUAUAAGAUGUCCUCUAACUCAAUCCAGGCAGUAUGUCAAUCUGAUUUAAUAAUGGAGCUCACUGCAGGCAGUAUAUCCAUCUACGUUUUCUAUAACUUUAUCUAGGCAGUAUAGCCAUCUAGGCUUUCUCUUUAAUUAAUCCAUGCAGCAUUUCCAUCUACGUUUUCUCUAACUUAAUCUAGGAAGUAUAUCCAUCUACAUUUUCUCUAACUUAAUCUAGGCAGUAUAUCCAUUUAUGUUUUCUCUAACUUAAUCAAGCCAGUUUUUCCAACUACGUUUUCUCUAACUUAAUCUAGGCAGUAUAUCCAUCUACGUUUUCUUUAACUUAAUCUAGGCAGUAUAUAUAUUUUAGUUGUUCCUCCAACUCUUUCAAAACAAAAUAUCAAUCUAAGAUGUUUCUCCAUCUUAAUUCAGGCAGUAUAUCUAUGUGCAAUGUUCCUCAAAUUUAAUCCUGGCAGAAUAUCCAUUAAAUUUGUUUACCAUCUAAAUUCGGGCCUUAUAGUCAUUCAAGUCGUUCCCCAAUUCAUUCCAAUAGAAUAUUCAUGCAAGAUGUGCCUUCAAGCCGAUCAAAGCAGUACUCAAUUCACUUUGUUCUUUAUAUUUAGUCUAAAAGUUUUACUCAUCUAAGAUGAUCAUUCAACUCCAUAAUGGCAGAAUAUUUAACUCAAUUUUUUUUCCAUCUUUAUCAAGGCAGUAAUACUCAUCUAAGAUAUUCCUCCUACUCAAUACAGGUAGUUUACCAAUGUAAGAUAUUCCCCCUACUCAAUAAUGCAGUUUAAUCAUCUAAGAUAUUCCUACUACUUAAUACUUAAUACAGGCAGUUUACCCAUCUAAGAUAUUCAUCCUACUCAAUACAGGCAGUAUACCAAUCUAAGAUAUUCCUCCUACUCAGUACAGGCAGUAUACCCAUCUAAGAUAUUCCUCCUACUCAAUCUAGGCAGUUUACCCAUCUAAGAUAUUCCUCCUACUUAAUACAAGCUAUUUACACAACUAAGAUAUUCCACCAACUCAAUCGAGUCAGUUUACCCAUCUAAGAUUUUCCUCUAACUCAAUUCAGCAGUAUAACCAUCUAAGAUUUUCCUCUAACUCAAUUCAGCAGUAUACCCAUCCAAGUUUUGCCUCUAACUCAAUUCAGCAGUAUACCCAUCUAAGUCGUCCACCUUACUCAGUCCAGGCAGUAUACACAUCAAAACCCUUUUCUUUAAAACGAUUCAAAAUCAGUCACCAUGCUAAUCUUCCCAGACAAUUUUUAACUGGUCACAUUCUAGCAACCCUCUUCUCUAAUAAACUCUCAAAAUCUCAAAACACCAUUCACCAUCUUUCUUCAAGUCUCCAGACUACUCCUCCAAAAAAGAAUUCCAAAAUUCUUUUAAUGACCAUCGUGUACCUUGAGCAUGUUACCAUCUUGUGGUACCUCAAAAAAAAUCACACCUUUUGGGCCUCUCGCUGUCUUUUCGAGCUUCCAUUAUUAUCAUUUUCUGCAACAAUUUUUAGCACAAAAGUUAACCGAGGUCGAUGUAACUGUUCAUUUUAGGAAUGCGUGGAGAGAUAUCCACGAAAAAUAUCACGGUUUCUUUGUGUACUAUAUUAAAUGUAGUGUUUCAGGCUCAAUUCUAUUUCAAUGUUCGUUCUAAUGGUACAACGCAAUAAUUGGUCGUCUUUCACUUUCAGCAACCAAAACAUAUUAUUUGGCCAUGGAAGGCGACAUUCCACUAUUAUAAUAUGAGCAGACCAGAGGAUCAAGUGAUUAUCCUACACAACACGAACGCAUCGUGUGACGAUGCUGGAGAGUACACGUGUCGGACUAUUCUCCUUAAGGGCACGCUUAUUACACAUAAUAAGACACAAUUGCUGAGAAAAAAAGGUGAGUUUUCACAACAAUGUAUGUGCCAAUUUAACAUCACAUGUAUGCAUCGUUGAAUGUGUAUGUUUAUAUGCAUGUAUGUAUAUAUAUAUAUAUAUAUAUAUAUAAAUGUAUAUAUGCAUGGAUGUAUAUAUGUGUGUGCAUGUAUGUAUGUAUGUAUUUAUAUUAUUUAUGUAUGAAUGUAUGUAUGUAUGUAUGUAUGUAUGUAUGUAUGUAUGUAUGUAUGUAUGUAUGUAUGUAUGUAUGUAUGUAUGUAUGUAUGUAUGUAUGUAUGUAUGUAUGUAUGUAUGUAUGUAUGUAUGUAUGUAUGUAUGUAUGUAUGUAUGUAUGUAUGUAUGUAUGUAUGUAUGUAUGUAUGUAUGUAUGUGUGUGUGUAUGUAUGUUAACUUCCGGUUAGAUGGGAUUCGUGUACAUGUUUUUUUGAUGAAGAAUAUUUCUUUGACUCUGACAUUAUUAGCCAAGUAAAUCCUCAACAAACUGUGAUUUAUAAACUAAAAUCUCACAUUGCUGGUCAAGGGAUGAGCCAAAAGUCACUGUCUUCACUAUGCUUAGCUAUUUAUGUGAUUUGGGGUUUUGUACUGCAUUGGUCAUAUUAAGCGCCAUGUUUGUUACCACUUCCUGUCUUACUCUAUUCCUGUGUGUGCUCUCAGACUGAAACACACGAAGUGACUUAUCGUAUGCACAAUUACAAUAUUACACUAUAUAUAUAUAUUGCUUCUGGUAGAUGAGACUCGUAAACCAUGGCCGGUAGCUCAUAUAGGAGAGGGAAACUCUGACUCCAAACCUCCGCUGCCUUGCGGCUAUACCCACACGGGAAAAGCUGAUUAUCCAUACUACUUCGCCCAGGUUUUAUUUUUACUGGAAAGGACACUCCAGCACCGCCGAAUGGUAUGAACACAACACGUGAGGCAGCAGUUGCCGGUUUUAAGCCAUAGUUUAAUCGGCUUAGAGCUGGGCGCCAGGGGUUGCUUCUGACGGUGGAAGAGAUCGCCAUGUCUCACUGGGUGCGUGGAGCUCAGGGGCCACAAACACAUGCACCUAGAAAUAAGAAAACAAAAGAAAAGAAGACCCCAGCUCUUCGACCAGCAAGCUUGAAUGUAAGGACUAUGUGCCCGGGCAUUACUGCCGACCUGCAGCUCAUAAACGAUGCAAGGAAGACAGCUAGCGUUGAUAGAGAGCUUAGCAGGCUAAACAUUGAUAUUGCCUGUCUCCAGGAAACUAGGCUCCCCGAAUUUGGUAUCAUAAGAGAACUCAACUACACUUUCUUCUUGCAGGGUGGACCAAUGGACGCACCAAGACAACAUGGGAUUGGUUUUGCUAUAAAAAACACACUCUGCUCUUCCAUAGAACCACCGAUACAGGGCACUAAUAGAAUACUAACUAACCGACUAUCAACAUCUUCAGGUUUAGUCAACAUCCUCAGUGCUUAUGCCCCAACCCUUUCCUCCAGCUCAGAAGCCAAAGACCAGUUCUGCGAAGAUCUUAAUCAAACAAUAGCCAGCAUACCCAACAAUGAAGCAAUUUACCUCUUGGGUGACUUCAAUGCAAGAGUAGGAAGCGAUCUCAUGGUCUGAGACUAUUGGAACUGUGAUGUCUACAUGGACUAUGUGUAACUAACACCUACUUCAACUGAAGGCCAUCCACCAAGUUUCAUGCAGGCAUCCCCGCUUUAAACACUGGCACCAGUUAGAUCUCAUAAUCACAAGACGCACACAACUGGCCAGUGUCCUCCUCACACGCAGCUACCACAGCGCAGACUGCGACACUGAUCAUUCCUUAGUCGCUAGCAAGAUAAGGCUACAGCCAAAGAAACUGUAUCACACCAAAAACAAGAGUAAACCACGCAUAAACAUCUGCUCCACCAAAAACCCAGAGAGAACAUAAGUAUACACCCAUAGUCUACAAAAAGCUCUUGUACAAACGCCACUAAUGGACACUAUUAAGUCCAAAUGGUCACAUUUGCGGGAGACUAUCUAUAACUCGGCUAUCACGGCAUUUGGAAAGAGAGAGCACAAAAGUGCAGAUUUGUUCGAGGCCCAUUGGCAGGAAAUGAAACAUGUCACCGAUGCAAAAAGAAAGGCCCUCUUAGCUUAUAAAGACAGGCCUUGCCCAGCAACUCUACAAUCGCUUGUAAGCACCAAGACAAAAGGCCAGCAGACAGCUCGCCACUAUGCUAACACAUACUGGCUCAUUCUAAGCUCCAGCAUACAAUCAGCUGCUGAUAGAGGUGAUGCAAAGUCAAUGUACGAGAAUAUAAAGCAAGCAACAGGCCCUCUGAUCUCCAAGACUGUGCCUUUAAUGUCCAAAUCAGGGGAAAUUAUUACUGAUCGUGAUAAACAACUUAAGCGGUGGAUAGAGCAAUACUUGGAAAUAUACGCAACGAUAAACCAAGUCUCAAACGCUGCCCUGGACGAUAUCCCAGACUUGCCGGUCAUGGAGGAGCUUGAUACCCUACCCACAAUAGAAGAGCUACGUAGAGCCAUCGAUUGUCUCGCCAGUGGGAAAGCACCGGGCAAUGAUGGUAUCCCACCAGAAGCUCUCAAAUGUGGAAAAGGAGUACUAUUACGGCCCUUGCACGAUCUACUUACUCUGUGCUGGGAACAGGGACGGUUACCACAAGAGUUGAAAGAUGCAAACAUUGUUGCAUUGUUCAAAAAUAGAGGAGACAAGAGUGACUGCAACAACUAUCGUGGAAUCUCUCCCCUCAGCAUAGUUGGAAAGGCUUUCGCCCGAGUUGCAUUAACAUGCCUUCAGACCCUAGCAUCGCGUGUACUCCCAGAAUCGCAAUGUGGUUUUCGCGCCAGUAGGUCAACCAUAGACAUGAUCUUCUCUCUGCGCCAACUGCAGGAGAAGUGCAGGGAGCAACAUAUGCCUUUAUACAUUUUAUUUGUCGACCUCACUAAGGCUUUUGAUCUUGUCAGCAGAAGCAGCCUGUUUCAGAUCCUCAAAAAGAUAGGCUGCCCUACACGGCUGCUUAACAUCAUCAAGCAGUUCCACAAAAACAUGCAGGGCACAGUGUGCUAUAAGGGUGCCGCCUCAGAAGCUUUUCCAGUGAGUAGUGAGGUAAAGCAAGGUUGCGUGCUGGCUCCUACUUUAUUUGCAAUCUUUUUCUCCACCCUACUCCAGUAUGCCUUUCAGAACAACAGCUAGGGGAUAUACAUCCAAACUAGAGAUGACGGAAAAUUAUUCAACAUUGCCCGACUUAAAGCUAAGACUAAAACAAGAAAGGUUUUGCUGCGGGAGUUCUUGUUUGCGGACAAUGCCGCUUUGGUAUCUCACACAGCAAACGGCCUGUAGAGCCUCGUAUCCAGCCUAUCCGCUGCCUGCAAAGAGUUUGGCCUGACAAUUAGCCUAAAGAAAACUAACAUUAUGGCACAGGGCGCUGACUCCCUCCCCACUAUCGCCAUCGACGACUACGACUUGGAUACUGUUGACAGAUUCACAUAUCUGGGAUCCAACAUAUCGAGCACCCUCUCAAUGGAGGAUGAGAUAAGUGGGAGGAUAGGGAAGGCCACAACUGUUAUGGCCAGACUGAAGAAAAGAGUCUGGUCAAACGCCAAAUUCACAACAAGAACUAAGCUGCAGGUGUACCAGGCCUGCGUACUGAGCACACUUCUGUAUGGAUGUGAGUCGUGCACCACAUACUCUAAACACGAAAGAAGGCUCAAUGGCUUCCACCUCAGAUGCCUGUGCCACAUCCUUGACAUUAAAUGGCAAGACAAAGUCCCCAACACGGAUGUCCUGUCCCAAACAAACAUGUGUAGCGUCCCAGCCAUGUUAAUCCAAAUACGCCUCCGCUGGCUUGGAAACGUCAAGCGCAUGCAAUCGGGUCGCAUACCAAAAUAAGGUGCUACACAGCGAUCUGGCGACAGUGAAAAGAUCAGUUGGACGGCCUCGUCUGAGAUACUUAGACAUAUGCAAAAGAGACAUGAAGUCGGCCAACAUCGACAUCUCAAACUGGGAGGAGCUGGCAGAGGAUCGAUCCUCAUGGCGGGGCAUCGUGAAGGUAUGAUCACUACAUGCCGAGGAUCAAAACAGGGUGGAAACAGCUGCAAAAAGAGCAAGGAGGAAGGCCGGUAAAUACUGCUCCACCGCAUUCGUGUGUGGGAAAUGUAACAGAGACUGUCAUUCGAGGAUUGGUCUCACCAGCUUCACCAAGAGCUGCAAGCAAUAAAGAUAAUCUAUCGUCUCCCGCAGACGGAAAGAUGCCAUGUAUGUAUGUAUGUAUGUAUGUAUGUAUGUAUGUAUGUAUGUAUGUAUGUAUGUAUGUAUGUAUGUAGGUAUGUAUGUAUGUUUGUAUGUAUGUACGUAUGUAUGUAUGUACGUAUGUACGUAUGUACGUAUGUACGUAUGUACGUAUGUAUGUAUGUACGUAUUUAUGUAUGUAUGUAUGUAUGUAUGUAUGUAUGUAUGUAUGUAUGUAUGUAUGUAUGUAUGUAUGUAUGUAUGUAUGUAUGUAUGUAUGUAUGUAUGUAUGUAUGUAUGUAUGUAUGUAUGUAUGUAUAUAUGUAUGUAUGUAUGUAUGUAUGUAUGUAUGUAUGUAUGUAUGUAUGUAUGUAUGUAUGUAUGUAUGUAUGUAUGUAUGUAAAUAUGUAUGUGUAUAUGUAUGUAUGUAUGUAUGUAUGUAUGUAUGUAUGUAUGUAUGUAUGCAUGUAUGUAUGUAUGUAUGUAAAUAUGUAUGUAUGUAUGUAUGUAUGUAUGUAUGUGUGUCUGUGUGUGUGUCUGUGUGUCUGUGUGUGUGUGUGUCUGUGUGUGUGUGUGUGAGUGUGUGUGCAUGUAUGUGUGCAUGUAUGUGUACAAGUAUGUAUGUAUGUAUUUAUGUACGUACGUACGUAUUUAUGUAUUUAUGUAUUAUGUAUAUAUGUAUGUAUAUUGUGACUAAAUGAAGCUAUAUAGUAUACCAACUCACCAUAUCUUGUAUUCAUGGAUGAAUGUAUGUAUGUACAUGUUCAUGUAUAAUAUUGCAUGCACUCAUGACGCCUUAUGUACCAAAACGACAGCUCCGCUCAUCCGAUAGUGGCAUCCUUGAGACUUAUUGAAAGCGCACUUUUUUAUUUGCUGGCCCAACAAUCUGGAACGCCCUUCUAGUCGCCCUCAGAAACAGCCAGAUCCUGCAGUCCUUUAAACCCGAUUUAAAAACACAUCUAUGUCGCAAACACCCUCUUGGGUGAUGCUAUCUACCAUCUUUUUUCAGUUAAUUUAUAUUUAGUUUGUUGCUUAUAGUUGAAAUGGGAUGACUGGGUUUUAUACUGUUGCGUCUGUUUUUAAAUGUGGUCAAUUUUAGAUUGUUUUUAUUUCUCUUUUUUGAUAUGGUUGACUUUGUACCGCAGUUCGAGCUUUUGUGGAUGAAGCGUGUUUUUCAAAUGAACUUUCUUCUUAUUAUUAUGUAUGUAUGUAUGUAUGUAUGUAUGUUUGUAUGCAUGUAUGUACGUUUGCAUAUAUGUAUGUUUGUAUGUAUGUAUGUAUCUGUGUGUGUAUAUAUGUGUCUGUGUUUCUAUGUAUGCAUAACUGCAUUUACGUUAAAAUAAGUCGGAGAUAAGUAGAAUCUCAGUCAGCCAUAGGCAGUAUCUCAGUUAGCCAUAGGCGCUUUAUCAGUUAGCCAUAGGCCUUAUCUCAUUCAGCCAUAGGCAGUAUCUUACUCAGCCAUUAGCUGUAUCUCAGUCAGUUAGACAAAAGCAGGAUCUCAUUCAGCAAUAUGUAGUAUUACAUUCAGUCAUACAAAUUAUCUCAGUCAGCCAUAAACAGUGUUUCGCUCAGCCAUACGCAAUGUCUCAGUCAUCUAUUAGCAGUAUCACCGUGACUCAUAAGCAGUAUCUCAAUCAGUCAUAGCAGUAUCAGUCUGUCAUCAGUUAGCAGUAUCUCAGUUAGCCAUAAGCAAUAUAUAAGCCAGUCAUCCAUUAGUAGUGUUUCAGCCAUAAACAGUAUUUCAGUUUGCCAUAAGCAGAAUCUCAGUCAGCCAUAAGCAGUAUCUCAGUCAGACAUAAGCAGUAUCUCUGUUAGCAAUAAGCACUAUUUUAGUAAGGAAUAAGCAGUAUCACAUUCAGCCAUAAGCAGUAGCACUGUCAGCCAUAAGUAGUAUAUCUUCAAUUAUUUCUUUUCGUUUUUAAAAACACACAUGUGUGAAAACCAUCUCAGUAGGGUGACACCAAAUUAAAAAAUUGCAUAUUUACAGAACACACACUGCUCGGUCUAACAUUUUCAUUUCAUAAAUGAAUGACGAUCAAAAGUAAAUUUUCCACAUAUAUAACCUAUCCAAAAGCGUGAUUUAUUAAAAUUUUAAGAUUGAUGCGUCAGAAAUGAGGUGACCCUAAGAUGAGGUCAGAAAAAACAUCAUUUUGAACAUGAUUCAACGCCCAUUUAAUUGCUAGGUAACUUUCUUAGGUGACAGGAAGCUAUACUCAUCUAACUUUUUGGACAUAAAACUUUCCAUUGAUAAUUAAUGGCGAUUCUAAGAAAACAUGUUUACAGUUCUUACUUAUACAUUUACGUACUGAAAUUGAAUUAAUUCAUUUUUUUCCUUGUUAUGGUAAUAGCAUGGACUUUUUAACAAGAAAAAUUCUAUUGUUGAAGUCGAGGGGGGGGGGGCAUCAUGAGUUUACCACAUCGGGUGACACCAACACUUGUUAAGCCACUGGCGUAUAUUACAACAUACAGUAAGAGACAUUUCUGGUAAAUAAUGAUGCUUUAAAAUAGGCUUUCAUUAUACUCAGAUGCACCUGUCAGUAAAAUUCAAUCACGCAAUAUACACUAAUCGGAUAAUUCAUAUGCGACCAAAUCUACUUAAGCCACCGAGGGCGUAUCGUAUCUUGGUAUAAACAUUAAUUUAUUUACAUACUGACGCUUCCGGGAAUAUUAGCAUGAUUACAGCUGAUUACCAUCAUCAUGGUGGUAUCAUGGUCUUACCACAGUUCAUUAUCUUUGUCAUGGUCGUAUCGAUAUUACCACAGUUCAUUGUCUUCAUCAUGGUCGUAUCGAUAUUACCACAGUUCAUUGUCAUCAGCAUGAUCGUAUCCAUGUGACAACCGUUCAUUGUGAACAUCAUCGAGGCCGUAUCGAUGUGAUCACAGGUCAUUGUCAUCAGCAUGGUCGUAUCAAUAUGACAACAUUUGAUUGUCCUCAUCAUGGUCGUAUCGAUAUUACCACAGUCCAUUGUCUUCAUUAUGAUCGCAUCGAUAUUAUCAAAGCUCAAUAUAAAUAUUAUAAUAAUUGAAAUAUAUGUUUUUCUUUAUUAAAAAAAAAAGAAAAUAUUUAAGUUAUUGAAAUAAAUUAACACAUCGCAUCGUACUUGGACAUGGCAUUUUAAUAAUGGAGGCCUUCAGUCUAUGGCAUUUAAAAAACGUUUUCAAUAAGUCCACUGUCAAAGUUCAACUGGCACCCCUUAUUAAUAACUGAUGUACUUUAUGCUACGGUAACAUGGCCUAAGAUAUAUAUUAAAGGUUAAAUUUAAAAAAAAAAGACUCUUUGGACCAAGCUUUUAUUUUGAAAAAGGAACUGGAUGUUAUAUUAGACGUUGGACAGAACUGUUAUAUUUGACUUUGGACCAUGUUGUUGUAUUCGAAAUUUUGACCGGGCUGUUAGGUUAGAAUUUGGGCAGGGCUGCUCUAUUAGACUUUGGCUCGUUCUGUUAUAUUAGACUUUGAACCGGGCUGUUACAUUACACUUUAGAAAGGGCUGUUAUAUUAGACUUUGAACCGGGCUGUUAGGUUAGAAUUUGGGCAGGGCUGCUCUAUUAGACUUUGGCUCGUUCUGUUAUAUUAGACUUUGAACCGGGCUGUUACAUUACACUUUAGAAAGGGCUGUUAUAUUAGACUUUGAACCGGGCUGUUAGGUUAGAAUUUGGGCAGGGCUGCUCUAUUAGACUUUGGCUCGUUCUGUUAUAUUAGACUUUGAACCGGGCUGUUACAUUACACUUUAGAAAGGGCUGUUAUAUUAGACUUUGAACCGGGCUGUUACAUUACACUUUAGAAAGGGCUGUUAUAUUAGACUUUGAACCGGGCUGUUACAUUACACUUUAGAAAGGGCUGUUAUAUUAGACUUUGGACAGAGCUGUUACAUUACACUUUAGAAAGGGCUGUUAUAUUAGACUUUGGACAGAGCUGUUACAUUACACUUUAGAAAGGGCUGUUAUAUUAGACUUUGAACCGGGCUGUUACAUUACACUUUAGAAAGGGCUGUUAUAUUAGACUUUGGACAGAGCUGUUACAUUACACUUUAGAAAGGGCUGUUAUAUUAGACUUUGGACAGAGCUGUUACAUUACACUUUAGAAAGGGCUGUUAUAUUAGACUUUGGACAGAGCUGUUAUUUUAGACGUUUGGCCAGGCUUUUAUAUUUCGCUUUUAGCUGCGCUGUUAUAUUUCACUGUGGACAAGGGCGUUACAUUUCGCUUGGACCAGGCUGUCAUAAUAGACUUUGUUUUAGGCUGUUAUAUUAGAAUUUGGACAGGGCUGUAAUAUUUUAUUUGGACCAGGCUGUCAUAAUAGACUUUGGUUUAGGCUGUUAUAUUAGACUUUGGACAGGGCUGUAAUAUUUUACUUUUGACCAGGCUGUCAUAAUAGACUUUGGUUUAGGCUAUUAUAUUAGAAAUUGGACAGGGCUGUACUAUUUUAAUUCACAUUAUAAUUAUAAUUCACAUUUGAACUUGCUGUUAUAUUAAACUUUGGACCUGACUGUUAUGUUUCAUCUUUGACAGAGUUUGUUACAUUUGACUUAGGAAAGAGCUGUUAUACUUCACCUUGGACCGGGCUGUUAUAUUUCACUUUGGACCAGUCUGUUAUUUUAGACUUUGGCCCUGGCUGUUAUAUUAAACUUUAGACUGGGCUUUUAUAUUUGAUUUGCACCGGGCUGUUAUAUUUCAUCUUUGUCCAGGCUUUUAUGUUAGACUUUGAACAGGACUGUUAUAUUUGACUUCGGAACAAGCUGUUAAUUUUAAUUUUGGACCGGACUGUUAUGUUUGACUUCAGACCAGACUGUUAUAUUAGACUUUUGAUCGGUCUGUUAUAUUAGACGUUAGACGGGGCGAUAAUACUAGACAUUUGACCGGGGUUAUAUACUAGUCUUUGGACCGGGCUGUUAUGUUUGACUUUGGACAGGGCUGUUAAAUUAGUUGUUAGACAGGGUUGUUAUAUUUCACUUUGGAUCAUGUUUUUAUAUAUCACGUUUGAAUAUGCUGUUAUAAUUCACUUUUGAAAAGGCUUUUAUAUUUCACUUUUGGCAAAGAUGUUAUAUUUGACUUUUUACCAGGCUGUUAUAAUCCGUUUUUGCACCAGGCUGUUAUUUCAUACUUUGGACCAAACAGUUAUAUUUCACUUUGGAUAGGGCUGUUAUAUUAUACUAUUGACCAGGCUAUUAUAUUUGACGUUGGACCAAAUAAUUAUAUUAGAUUUUGACAGAGCUGAUAAAUUAAAAUUUUGACCAGGCCUGUGAAUUUUGACUUAGGAACAGGCUGAUAUAUUUGACUUUGGAUCAGGCUUUAAUAUUAGACUGUGGACCGCGCUGUUAUAUUACACUUUGGAACGGGCUGUUAUAUUUGAUGUUGGACUGGACUGUUAGAGUUGAAUAUGUGGGAAUAGGCUGUUAUAUCUCACUUAUAUUUCUGUUUGGACUAGACUGUUAUAUUUCUGUUUUGACUAGACUGUUAUAUUUCUGUUUGGAUUAGACUGUUAUAUUUCUGUUUGGACUAGACUGUUAUAUUUCUGUUUGGACUAGACUGUUAUAUUUCUGUUUGGACUAGACUGUUAUAUUUCUGUUUGGACUAGACUGUUAUAUUUCUGUUUGGACUAGACUGUUAUAUUUCUGUUUGGAGUAGACUGUUAUAUUUCUGUUUGGACUAGACUGUUAUAUUUCUGUUUGGACUAGACUGUUAUAUUUCUGUUUGGACUAGACUGUUAUAUUUCUGUUUGGACUAGACUGUUAUAUUUCUGUUUGGACUAGACUGUUAUAUUUCUGUUUGGACUAGACUGUUAUAUUUCUGUUUGGACUAGACUGUUAUAUUUCUGUUUGGACUAGACUGUUAUAUUUCUGUUUGGACUAGACUGUUAUAUUUCUGUUUGGACUAUAGACUGUUAUAUUUCUGUUUGGACUAGACUGUUAUAUUUCUGUUUGGACUAGACUGUUAUAUUUCUGUUUGGACUAGACUGUUAUAUUUCUGUUUGGACUAGACUGUUAUAUUUCUGUUUGGACUAGACUGUUAUAUUUCUGUUUGGUCAAGACUGUUAUAUUUCUGUUUGGUCAAGACUGUUAUAUUUCUGUUUGGUCAAGAUUGUUAUAUUUAAUUUUGUAAAAGGCUGUAACUUGCGAUUAGGCUUUUAUAUUUAGACUUUGUACCGGGCUGUUUUGUUUAACUUAUGACAGGGCUAUUAUAUUGAACUUUUGGCUGGGCUGUUAAAUUAAAAUUUGAACAGGGCUAUAAUAUUUCACUUUGGACCAGGCUGUUAUUUUAGACUUUGGACCUGGCUGUUAUAUUAAGCUUUGAACCGAGCUUUUAUAUUAGACUUUGGACCGGAACCGGACUAUUAUAUUAGACGUUGGACCUCGUAAUAACACUAGACGUUGGACCGGGCUGUUAUAUUAGUCUUUUGACCGGGAUAUUGUAUUAGACUUUGGACGGGGCUGUUAUAUUAGUCGUUGUACUGUGCUUUUAUAUUUUACCUUGGACCGGGUUGUUACAUUUCCCUUUGGACGUUGCAGUUAUAUUUCACUUCGGACAGAGUUGUUCUAUAAUCCUUUUGGUAAAGGCUGAACAAUUUUACUUGGACCAGGCUGUUCAAUUUGACUUUAUACGAGGCUGUUAUAUUUCACUUUUGAGCGGGCUGUUAUAUUUCACUUGGCACCGGCCUGUUAUAUUAGAUUUGAGUCAAUGAAAUUCCGGAUUAUAUCAGCUAGUAAUCUUUAACUGUAUGGGCUUUGUUGAUAUUUUAAAGGGUGAAAGACUCGCUUAAAGAUUUCCCUUCAACCCUGGAGGAAGAUGUGACAUCAGAAGAAAAAAACAUUGCCAUUACCAUUAAAAAAAAAAAUCUUAGUUGUUAAUUGUUAUAAUAUUUUUAAAAAUGACAGUAAACUAUGGUAUUUUCUGUAUGGUUAAAUAGUGAAACCAAUGAAAAAUUUAGCCCGAAAAUAAGUGAUAUCGUCAAAUAAAUGAACAUUUUGGCCGACAAUAAUUAGUUAAAAAGUGAAACCAAUUAAACAUCGCUUAGCGCAAUGAGACGUGGUGUUUCGAAUUUUUGGCAGUGGCCCUACCUAACGUUAUUUGAUCUAGGCCUAAGGUAUAUUUUUAUUAAUUUUUUUUUUUUUUUGGCCACUUCCAAUUUUUUGCUGACCCUUAGAUUAAUUACUCACAUUAAAGGAAAAGAGUGAGGCUUGUACUCACAUUAAAGGAAAAGAGUGAGGCUUGUACUCACAUUAAAGGAAAAGAGUGAGGCUUGUACUCAGAUUAAAGGAAAAGAGUGAGGCUUGUACUCACAUUAAAGGAAAAGAGUGAGGCUUGUACUCACAUUAAAGGAAAAGAGUGAGGCUUGUACUCACAUUAAAGGAAAAGAGUGAGGCUUGUACUCAGAUUAAGUACAUUUACAUCGACACCAACGCUCACAAAUAAUAGAUAUUUAAAAACAAAUCUUACCCUCAAAUAUUGGCAUUCUGAUUAAAAUUGUAAUCCUUCAAAUGAUGAGAUUAGCUUUCGAAAUAGAGUCGUGUAAGUUUAAAACAUAUGCGUGUUAUUUCCUUGUUCUUUCAAGGCUACAGUUACUGGUAUAACUUAAAUGUAGUCAGUUACUUCCUUGUGCUUUCAAGAUUACAGUUACAUGGUAUAACUUAAAUAUAGUCAGUUACUUCCUUGUGCUUUCAAGAUUACAGUUACUGGUAUAACUUAAAUGUAGUCAGUUACUCCCUUGUGCUUUCAAGGCUACAGUUACUGGUAUAACUUAAAUGUAGUCAGUUAUUACCUUGUGCCCUUAAGUGUACAGUUACUGGUAUAACUUAAAUGUAGUCAGGAUGAACAAGAAAACACGUUUAAACUUGAUAAACCGAUAAUGCAUACAUGGGCGCCCGCGGAAAACUUUCUAGGGGUGGGCAAAAAAAUCUAUUAACUUUCCAGGGGGGGCCAAAAUAUUUUUAGUAAUGUUUAAAUAUAAUUUUAAUUUACUGUAGAGUAUUUGUAUGGUGAACGGAAGGACAGGACAUCAGCUUAGUUACUUUCUCUUUAUUUUCUCUUUACUUUAAUAAAUUUUUUGUCUAUUUUUGUCUAAAAUUUUUUUAUCCAAUCAAUCCAGGGGGGGCAAGUGCCCCCCUUGCCCCUACCUGCGGGCGCCCAUGAAUGCAAAUGUUCCGUACAAAAUUCAAAGACUUUAUCGCAACAUGCUAAAACUGAUCUCGCUGUUUCCUCACUUAAUAAUAAAUUGAAAUUGUUUAGCCCCUAUGUUUUAUUAGCCACUUUCAUGACAUGGUUUUCAGAAUGAUAGAUAAUUAAACAAUUUGUAAUGACAUAUAUUAAUUUGCGAAGUUAAUUUCUUUGUUCAUUAAUUUCAAAAUUAUAAACGAUCGGCGCUACCUCCACUUCCAGUAUUUGCAAGAAUAUAUAAACAACUGAACAUUUCUAGAUUCGUAUCAAAUAUAAUGUUAAAAAUUAAAACUACUGUUUUUAUGAAAUAGUAUUUCGAUCAUUUAAAAUCAAUUCCAUUUCAUUUUUUUUUCUAUUUAGUACGCUUAAUAACAGACACCAUUUAUUUGAAAAAAGAACUGGAUUUGGGCCAAGAAAAUUUGUUAAUUAAGAUGUCAGAUGUUUUUCAAAGGCGGCCUACAUGUAAUAAUAACUUUCUGUAAGAAGUUAUAGUUGUUUGAAAAUAAACCUUUCAAUGUAAAUAAUUUUGGGGAAUGCUUAUUGCUUCAACGUUGACUCAUACAUUAAGACUAUAGAAUUCCUUUUGUAAGAUCUCCCAUCAUCUUGACAUUUUUACGGAAUAAAAAAAUGUAUUUAGAAUGGUUAGAUUUAAAAAUCCCCAAAACAUUCGGAUACCUUCCGAGAUGAAACAAGUUUUUUGGUCUGUUUUUUUUUAGGAUUCAUUGAUUUUUUUUUUUUCUAAAAGUUUUUUUUUUUUUUAUCUGGUAAAAAUUAAAAAUAUUCAGUUUCUAAAUUAGUGCAAUAAAUUUUUUUUGUUUUUUUUCAUUUUUGAUCAAGUGUAAUCUAUAAUAAUUUAAAAUUUUUUGUUUUGUUUUUUUUUAGGAUUUAUUGAUUUUUUUUUUUUUUCUAAAAGUUUUUUUUUUUUGUAUCUGGUAAAAAUUAAAAAUAUUCAGUUUCUAAAUUAGUGCAAUAAAUUUUUUUUGUUUUUUUUCAUUUUCGAUCAAGUGUAAUCUAUAAUGAUUUAAACAGUGUAAUGUGGUUUUAAAACGACUUUAGUAUUUAAUACACACCAGUAGUAACGGAUUUAUAAUUUUUCAUAUAAACACGACCAAGCCAAGGGUUACAUUUCCACAAUUGCCCCUCGAUUAAAUGUAGGGAGGUUCAAAGUUUAAAAAAACAACAUUUAUGUGCCAAAAUAAAAGUAUGCAAUUUGGAAUAUUUCAAAGAGAUUCUGGGUAGCAGUUAAUAAUGAAGAUACAAGACAACUUCACAUACAUUUGAUCGGGCUAAAUAGUGAAAUUUAUUUCAAAUCCAAUUUCAAUACAACAGGGGCUUGUGUCAGUUUUCUUCUACUAUAAAAUGGGACUUCGAAAAUAUUUGGGAAUCUUUGAUCUUACAUCAUGAUAUUCAUGGUAUUUGUUCUUUCAUCAUGAUUUAAGUGGGUUUUUUCAUUCCAUAAUGAUUUUUGUGGUCUUUUUCCUUCCAUAAUGAUAUAAGUGGUUUUUGUUCUUUCAUAAUGAUAUUAGUGGUCUUUGUUAUUUCAUAAUGAUAUUUGUGGUCUUUUUUCUUACACCAUAUUAUAAGUGGUAUUUUUUCAUCAUCGUGAUACUAGUGGGCCUUGUUCUUACAUAAUUAAAUUACAGGUCUUUUUUUUACAUCAUGAUAUUAGUGGUCUUUGCUCUUACAUCAUAAAAUGAGUGGUCCUUGUUCUAACAUCAUUAUAUAACUGGUCUUUGUUCUUCCAUAAUGAUAUUAGUGGUCUUUCUUGUUAAAUCAUGAUAUUAGUGGUCUUUAUUCUUUCAUUAUAAUAUUAGUGGUCGUUCUUCUUAAUCAUGAUAUUAGUGGUCUUUUUUCUUUAGUCAUAACAUUAGUGAUCUUUCUUUUAAAUCAGGAUAUUAGUGAUCUUUCUUUUAAAUCAGGAUAUCUAGUGGUCGUUCUUCUAAAUCAUUAUAUUAGUGGUCGUACUUCUAAAUCAUGAUACUAGUGGUCUUUCUUCUAUAUCAUGAUACUAGUGGUCUUUCUUCUAAUUCAUGAUACUAGUGGCCUUUAUUCUAAUUCAUGAUACAAGUGGUCUUUCUUCUAAAUCAUUAUACUAGUCGUCUUUCUUCUAAUUCAUGAUGCUAGUGGUCUUUCUUCUAAAUCAUGAUACUAGUGGUCUUUCUUCUAAAUCAUGAUGCUAGUGGUCUUUCUUCUUAUUCAUGAUGCUAGUGGUCUUUCUUCUAAAUCAUUAUACUAGUGGUCUUUCUUCUAAUUCAUGAUACUAGUGGUCUUUCUUCUAAUUCAUGAUGCUAGUGUUCUUUCUUCUAAAUCAUUAUAUUAGUGGUCUUUCUUCUAAUUAAUGAUACUAGUGGUCUUUCUUCUAAUUCAUGAUGCUAGUGGUCUUUCAUCUAAAUCAUGAUACUAGUGGUCUUUCUUCUAAAUCAUGAUACUAGUGGUACAUGAUACUGAAAAGAGCUGCUAGGUUUAAGAGCCUCCGUUCUUUCAUAUGAUGUUAGUUCUCUUUGUUCUUAAACCAUGAUAUUAACUGUUUUAUUUCUUAUGUUAUGAUGUUUUAUGGACUUAUUUGUUAAAACAUGAUCACAGUGGUCUUUGUUGUUUUUUUUUCAUAAUGAUGUUAGUGCUCUUUGUUCUUACUUCAUGACAUUAGUUGUCUUUGUUCUUACUUCAUGACAUUAGUUGUCUUUGCUCGUACAUCACGACAUUAGGUGUCUUUGCUCUUACAUCACGACAUUAGUUGUCUUUGUUCUUACAUCACGACAUUAGUUGUCUUUGCUCUUACAUCACGACAUUAGAUGUCUUUGCUCUUACAUAACGACAUUAGUUGGCCAUGUUCCUGUCAAUAGCUUGCGUGUUUUAAAUGUCAUGAAAACUGUUUGUUGCUUUCUUGAAAUAUAAAACACUGCAGCUUUACACCUUUUAUAGCUAAGAUUUUAUAGCUUGUCGAUUCUUAUUUGUAAAUAAUACAACUUUUUACAUGAUACUUUUAAAUGAAUAUACACGUCAGUAUAGUACUUUUAAAAUGAAUACACACGUUAGUAAGACCCUUUAUCAUAAAUACGUAUGUUUUUUUUUUUAUACUUUCAUCUUAUUUCAUGCAGAAAACGCAAAAGAUAAUAUAUAUUUGUUCGUUUUGACCUGAUUGGGCCCACCAAUAAUUCUAUUUAUUAAAAUUUAAAUAAAUUAAACAUUUGCAUUUUCUUUCUGACAACAAAAAGAUGUGACAGCAAUAAAAAAGUUAGAGUGAAUGUGGUUGGCACUUGUACAUUUUGUUGAAGCACCAAAUCAAUUUUUUUUUUAAAGCUUAAAUUUUAAAUUACAGCUUCGUGUUACAAGAUCACCACGGAAACCAGCCCCCUGCCUGCUGGAACUGCCUACUCGGGUGUCAAUGUUACAGACUCCAACCCUUACUCUGAGCCAAGUACACAAUCCUCGGGAAUCCAAGUCGUGACGGGUUCAGGAAAGAGUUCCUUCAUUGCAGAAGCUAUUGUCUUAAUUGUAAUUGUAAAGUUUGUCAUGUAGGUAGCAGUAAAAUUUCACACUUGUACCCAUGGGAUAAAGGGGGAACAACAACUGUUCAAAAGAAAAAAAAAAAGGAGAAGAGAAAAAUGUGACGAACGAAAAGUAAAAUUUUACCCACUAUCUAAAAAGCAUGAAGUACUGCAACCAAAUAAGAUUUUGUUAAGAAAUAAACUGUUGAAUCGCAUUUUAAGCAGUUUUAAAUACAAACC